Molecule: messenger RNA, 1597 nt
Organism: Drosophila eugracilis
Lineage: Eukaryota; Metazoa; Arthropoda; Insecta; Diptera; Drosophilidae
Product: NKAP family protein CG6066
Exons: 1
Coding region: 74-1462 (462 amino acids)
Biological process (GO): regulation of gene expression
Cellular component (GO): nucleus
Molecular function (GO): chromatin binding
Source: RefSeq, a predicted model, not a curated record
AACCAGCUCACUCCUAACCACAAACGUUUGUUUUGCAUUUUUCUUCGAAAUAGUUGAAAAAUUGUAUUUCCACAUGCGUUCACCCAGCAGAAGUCGCAGCAGGCACAGGGAACGGCGCAGAUCCGUUUCUAGGGAUCGUUUACGAUCGGAAAGAGGAACAAACCACAAAUCGCAACAUCGAAGAUCAAUUUCCCACGAGCGGGAAAGGGACAGGGAGAGAGCGCUCCACAGGGAUAGAAAUUCCAAUCGCAGCUACCGUCGAUCCAGAGAAAAGGAUUCAGUUCCUAGACGCCGCAGAACCCGCUCUGCGUCCUCUAGUAGCUCCGCAAGCAGCAGUGGUAGCUCUAGGUCAUCCAGGAGCCCCUCCAGAAACCGCAAUUCCCGCCAAAAAUCAGUAGAACGCUGGCCCAACGACCGGUUUCAUGAAAACAAUGACAGACGUCAAAAUCCUUUCCGGGGAAGGGGUCCCGAGGGCGGUUUCAUCAAUGAUCCAGCAGAACCGUCUUCAAGGUCGUAUCAUAGAGGAAGGGGAGGCUCAAAUCACCAGUUUAAAGGCGACGCCAAGGCGAUAAGUGCGCGCCGAAACUUAAGAGUUCGCAUAGCUGAAGAGGGAGUGCCAGAAGUAUGGGGCAAAAGCCCAUCCCCACCAGACAGCGACGAUGCGGAGCUGGUCAAGGGUUCCUAUUCUGGACCAAAGAAAAAAAAGAAAAAGACCAAGAGCAAGCACAAGAAAGCCGACAAGAAAUCCAAGAAAAAGUCCAAGAAAACCAAGAAGAAAAAGAGCAAAAAGGCAUCUAGCUCCUCGGAAGACUCAUCAAGUUCUUCCAGUAGCGAGGACAGUAGCGAUGAUUCGAGCAGUUCCAGUUCUAGUGCAGAUAGCGAAGAUGAGUCCGAUGAGGAAGAUGUUUGGUUGGAAAAGACUGCCGAAGGUAUUAAAAAACCAAAAAAGAAGAAGUCCACCAGCAAGAAGAGUAAAAAAUCAAAAAAGAAGAAAAAGAAACAAAAAUCAGAGGCGGAAAAGUCCAAGAAGAGCUCCUCCUCUAGCGGUAGCAAGUCCAAGACAAAGGACAGCACAUCCAUCAACGACGAGGACGUGGGUCCUUCACUGCGAACCGGUGGAAGCCUUAAUCAAAAGGAUUUCGGAAAGGCUCUGCUGCCCGGAGAAGGAGCUGCCAUGGCUGCCUACAUAGCCGAUGGCAAGAGGAUUCCUCGCCGUGGUGAGAUUGGUUUAACUUCCGACGAGAUCGCCAACUUUGAAUCCGUUGGCUACGUGAUGAGCGGCAGCCGUCAUCGCCGUAUGGAAGCGGUGCGUAUCCGUAAAGAGAAUCAGCUGUACUCCGCCGACGAGAAGAGAGCGCUGGCUAUGUUCAGCAAGGAGGAGCGACAAAAGCGUGAGAACAAGAUCCUGUCGCAGUUCAAGGACAUGAUUCACUCCAAGCUGCAGGCCAAGGAAAAGAAGUAGGAAAGCCAUUUUAUUAUAUUUAAGGAUGAGAGGAUAAUUUCAUAUUUCUAAUACACACAUAAGUACGAUGCUGACCCAACGAAUGAUCAUGUAAACAUAUUUUUGUGUGAAAAAAUAAAUGGCAUCAUAUAGAAA